GUUGGUCCGGUCGCCCGGUCAGUUCGUCCAUUCAGACCGGGAUAUCGACGAGGUUGGUCCGGCCACCCGGUCAGUUCGUCUGUUCAGACCGGGAAAGACCAGGUUGGACGUUCACCCGGUCAGUUCGUGCGUUCAGAUCCGGAAAUUGACCAGACCCGGUUGGUCCGGUCGCCCGGUCAGUGCGUCCGUUCAGACCGGGGAAUGGACCAGGUUGGUCCGGUCGCUCGGUCAGUUUGUCCGUUCAGACCGGGGAAUCGACCGGGCCCGGUUGACCGGGUCCGGUCG
This is a messenger RNA of Symbiodinium necroappetens, 285 nucleotides long. Lineage: Eukaryota; Dinophyceae; Suessiales; Symbiodiniaceae. The record is from the annotation of a GenBank genome assembly.